Messenger RNA from Syngnathus acus (greater pipefish), 7385 nucleotides. RefSeq names its product potassium voltage-gated channel, subfamily H (eag-related), member 2b (gene kcnh2b). The transcript is spliced from 22 exons. The record is from RefSeq and is a predicted model, not a curated record. Lineage: Eukaryota; Metazoa; Chordata; Actinopteri; Syngnathiformes; Syngnathidae. Gene Ontology annotation, molecular function: inward rectifier potassium channel activity. Gene Ontology annotation, cellular component: membrane. The coding region runs from base 556 to 4290 and encodes 1244 amino acids. Gene Ontology annotation, biological process: membrane repolarization during action potential; regulation of heart rate by cardiac conduction; potassium ion transmembrane transport.
UCCAGCAAAAAGCGCACAGCGAAGGAGGAAGAGCAAGACGAGGAGGAGAAGAGCUACGCAAAGCACGUCCAAAAUACUCAUCAAGGUGAACAUUUUUCCAACUAUAUUUGCAUGUUUUAAGAAGAACUGGAAUGAGCAGCGAAACAAAGGCAACAGCCCUCCUUGGCUCCAAGCACCGCGACGCUCGCAGCCGCGCUCCCCUAGUUCGCCUCACAGGAGCGUGCAGUCGUGCGCCAUGAGAGGAGUAUUGUGGCUGAGCUCCACUGAGAGGAGGAUAUAUCACCUGACAACCACCCUCCUCCCUCUCCAUCACCUCCAAAGGGGGGAAAGAACCAGACACCGUCGCUCCCCCCAUCUUGCAAACGGGAGGCUGUGAACGCCUCAUAAUUAGUUGCGCGUCAUAGGAAGGACAACUUUCAGUACCGGUGGGGAAAAAAAAAAAAAAAAAAAAUCCGGGGCAACUUGCAUCCCCGACUGGACCGAGCUGUCAGCGUCUCCUUCACUUUAUAAAGUCAGGCAAAGUCUUGAUAAAGUCCUGGGGCCACCGCAUCGAAGAUGCCGGUCCGGAGAGGGCAUGUGGCUCCGCAGAACACCUUCCUGGACACCAUCAUCAGGAAAUUCGACAGUCAAAGUCGCAAGUUCGUCAUUGCCAAUGCAAGAGUGGAGAACUGCGCCAUUAUCUUCUGCAACGAUGGCUUCUGUCUCAUGUGCGGUUACUCGCGAGCCGAGAUCAUGCAGAAGCCGUGCACGUGUAACUUUCUGUAUGGACCCGAAACCAAACGUCUGGCCAUCGCUCAGAUGGCGCAGGCCCUGCUGGGCUCUGAAGAGAGGAAAGUGGAGAUCAACCUUUACCGCAAAGAUGGUCAGUGCUUCCUAUGUAUGGUGGAUGUGGUGCCCGUGAAGAACGAAGAUGGCAUGGUGAUCAUGUUCAUCCUCAACUUUGAGGUCAUGACUGAGGAGACACUGCAAGACGGCAAACAGGAGCUCAACCAUCGCCUUCCCACCUGGCUCGUCACUGGUCGUCCCAGAGGCUUCAAGUUACGCCUUCCCCUGCUGCGCUCCCUCUCUAACAGUAAAGUGUCUCUGGAUGACGCAGAGUCCGCUCACAUACCCGUCGCGACAACUUUGCCACUGCACCCGGUCGACCACUGCCACGAGUCCCUCGGCUUGGAGGAGUUCUUGCCCCUCUCUCCUUUAUCGCCGGAGAACCCGGAGCAAAUCAGUGAAAGCAGGUCAGCUCUACAAAGUUGGCCAGAGGACCACGUGGAAGACCAUUGCACUUUACUGGACUCUGCAUCCACCACAGCACCUCACCACGUAACGCACUUAGUCGGACCCCUCACCCAGUCGUCUCCUUGCGUAGCACCCCACCAUCGCCUCAGCCUCAACCAGGACGCCUCUGGCUCGAACUGUUCCUUGUCGCGCAGCCGCUCGCGCGAGAGCUUUCACAGCAUGAGGCGCGCAUCCUCUGUGGACGAGAUUGAGGCCAUGAGGCCUGACUGGGACCGGAAAAACCGGAGAACCAGUGUCCGACUGGGAAGCACUGGUGCAGUGAACAGUAAGUCCAACAUACUGAACUCCACGUCAGACUCUGACCUCAUGCGGUACCGUACCAUCUCCAAAAUUCCUCAGAUCACCCUGAACUUUGUGGAUUUCAAACCCGACCCACUCAUCGCCCUACCCUCAGGGGAGAUGGACAUCAUUGCACCUUGCAAACUCAUCGACCGCACGCACAAUGUGACGGAGAAAGUCACCCAGGUGCUCUCGCUGGGUGCAGAUGUUUUACCAGAGUACAAGCUCCAGGCUCCUCGUAUCCACAGCUGGACAGUGUUGCACUACAGUCCCUUCAAGGCGGUAUGGGAUUGGCUCAUCCUGCUGCUGGUCAUCUAUACCGCCAUCUUGACACCUUACUCAGCUGCUUUCCUUUUAAAUGACCAGGAAGAAGCAGCCAUGCAGCGCUGCGGUUAUUCCUGCUCGCCUCUCAAUGUGGUGGACCUUAUCGUGGACAUCAUGUUUAUUAUCGACAUCCUCAUUAACUUCAGGACGACGUAUGUGAACUCCAACGAUGAGGUGGUGAGCCAUCCGCUGAGAAUUGCCGUGCAUUACUUUAAAGGCUGGUUCCUGAUCGACAUGGUGGCCGCCAUUCCCUUCGACCUUCUGAUUUAUCGCAGUGGGGAAGAGACCACCACUCUGAUUGGCCUGCUGAAAACGGCUCGUCUCCUCCGAUUGGUCCGCGUAGCACGAAAACUGGACCGCUACUCGGAAUACGGCGCGGCUGUCCUCUUCCUCCUCAUGUGCACCUUUGCCCUCAUCGCACACUGGCUGGCCUGCAUCUGGUACGCCAUCGGCAAUGUGGAGCGGAACGGCUCAAUUGGGUGGCUCCAUACACUCGGGGACCAACUUGGAAAACAUUACAACGACUCUAUGCCAGGAACGGGACCCUCCAUUAAAGACAAGUACGUGACAGCCCUGUACUUCACCUUCAGCAGUCUGACCAGUGUUGGUUUUGGAAAUGUCUCCCCAAACACCAACUCGGAGAAGAUUUUCUCCAUCUGUGUCAUGCUCAUAGGAUCGCUAAUGUACGCCAGCAUCUUCGGGAACGUCUCGGCCAUCAUCCAGCGGCUGUACUCCGGAACGGCCCGCUACCACACCCAAAUGCUUCGAGUCAGGGAGUUCAUCCGCUUCCACCAGAUCCCCAACCCGCUCAGGCAAAGGCUGGAGGAGUAUUUCCAACACGCCUGGUCCUACACCAACGGCAUCGACAUGAACGCUGUGUUAAAAGGUUUCCCGGAGUGUCUCCAGGCGGACAUCUGUCUCCAUCUCAACCGGACGUUGCUGCAGAACUGUAAGGCUUUUAAAGGCUCCACCAAGGGCUGCCUCAGGGCCUUGGCCAUGAAGUUUAAGACCACCCACGCACCCCCGGGUGACACGCUCGUCCACGCCGGGGACGUCCUCACUGCAAUCUACUUUAUAUCCAGAGGAUCCAUUGAGAUAUUAAGAGGGGAUGUGGUGGUUGCCAUAUUAGGAAAGAACGACAUCUUCGGUGAACCCAUCAACCUGUACGCCCGGCCGGGUAAAUCCAACGCAGACGUGAGGGCGCUAACCUACUGCGACCUUCACAAAAUCUUCAGAGAAGAUGUUCUAGAGGUGCUGGACAUGUAUCCUGAAUUUGCGGAACACUUCUGGAACAACCUGGAAAUUACCUUCAACCUCCGUGAUACCAACAUGAUCCCAGGAUCGCCGAGCAGUGAUGAAUCAAAAUGUGGGGGGUUCAACAAACUACGCAGACGGAAAUUGUCAUUUAGACGACGCACUGAGAAGGAUGACGCAGAUGUCGGUGAAAUUAAAAAAUCCCACAAGUCUGUAAAUAGAAGAAGAGAAAGAGAAGCAGCCCAUAACCAAAAACGUCAAGAGGCAGCAAACAGGCGGUAUCGCGACUCGGUGUCUUCCCAUUCCAGCGGGGAUGAGAGAGAAGAGUCAGUUGUGACAAUGUCUGCAAUGAUGGAGAACCAUCAUAGCCAGGCGGCACACAAAGCCUUCACUGAGAGCACCGAUGGAGAUGGGGAAGUCAAGACGGGCAACACCUGCAAUGCAUUGUCAGGUGCCCUCUCAGGUGUGUCCAACAUUUUCAGUUUCUGGGGGGAAAAUCGAGGGGGUGCUCAGUACCAGGAAGUUCCCAGCUGUAGUUUAGCCCCGCCCCCAGCCCUCAGCACACCUUUGCACAGCUUGAGCCGCCAGCAACGCAACCAGCUGGAAACACGCCUUGACCAGCUGCAAAAACAACUCAACAGAUUGGAGACUCGCAUGUCAGCAGAUAUUGGAACCAUCAUGCAGCUGCUGCAGAGACAAAUGGCUCUGGUCCCGCCCGCCUACAGUGCUGUAUCAUCACCGCCUCAGGCCUCCCCAUGCGCUGAUCCAGGCACUGGAGAGAAACAAGUUCCGCCUGUUACACAACUGGAGACAAACACCCUGGCCUCCGUAUCACAGAUCUUGGAUUCUCAGGACUUUGAGGAGUUCCCAGCCACGUCUCCAGAAUCUCGAGAACUGCAGGACUCGCCUUUGAUCGUAGAUUUACAUUCAGGCAAUGGUUCGGGAUCAUUUUCUGGGACGAGCUCAAGAAGAACAGGGUUGGAAUUUGGUCCGGAGUUGUGCAUCGAGGUUGGGGGUGAGCAAAUGCGGCCAUUUUCCCAGGAUUCUGAAACCCAAAGGAGGUUGUCUCUCCAAGAGUCACAUACACCUCAGGACUCACGGACACCACAGAGACACAGCUCGGCCCCAGGGGAGAGCUAAGGAAGAAGCAACGGGUACAGAGAACGGGAAGGUUCGACGGUGAGAGAAAAAUGAUGUAUCCUUAUUGGCCCUAUUUCAAACUUUACAACCAAAACCCUCCAGUGACCUUAAAUGCAAGGAUGCACCAUUCACUAAGACCGGCCUCAGUCCAGAGGAUAAAAUAAAGUUGAUGCCUCUCUCAUCCAAGUUUCUUCCCACUCUGCAUGAACACCCAAAGUUCUUCAUUUUGAACCCCUCCCCUCCCUAAAAAGAGCAGCGAGGUGCUCUGAUAGGCAACUCAAAUGGAUCCUGAGGUUGACAUCACUCUCAAACGACUGCAAUCCUAUAGGAGUAUCCCUUUACUGCUGAAUCCAGUCUUGGAUGACUUAUCGAAUACAUGUAAAGACAAUAAAAAAAACAAAAAAACAGCAGACUGAAUAAUAACGAAACAAGUAGCCAUCACGUCUUGCACUGAAACAAUUAUUCUUAUGUGUCAGUGGCGCUUCCAAAAGAAAGGAAAAAAAAAACCUCAUAAACCGGUUGGUCAAAAUGUAGUGUUAGCUGGCCUAACAGGAAACCUGCUUGUCCCAUUGUGUCAACGGUUCCUCGCCCCCCCGACGUCCCGCGCCAAGAGGUGGAGAAAAAGCGCCGCCCUAAUUCCCAAGAGCACACUCGACUAGCUGGCUGGUUUGCACCUCAGGGGUGGGAACUGGAGGGUUAAAAAGCCAUGAAUUUUCUUGAUGAACAUAUCAGCUGCCCUACCAGAACCAAGGUCAACAUUUUCUCACGGGUGACCAACCCUCAGCAUGCCUGGAUGGUGUCGCAGUUGUGGCUAAAUUGGCUUAACAAAACACAAAUCCCUCAUUUGAGUUGUUUGCAGAAGCGCCGACGUCCACGGUGGGUUUUCGUUUUAUCAUUGUUGAAUUUGCUACCUCAGAUUUCACUGGUCCAUUGUUUUUCACCUAAGUACCCAGAAUGCUUAUAAAUUGUACAUAGCAGUCAUGAGCUACUCAAACAUACAAGUUGGACAGUUUACGACCAGACGAAUGCGCCAUUAUUUUAUGUACAGUACAAUAUGCAAACACUGGCAAGAAGAGAUGAGUGAGUGCGCUUGAUGUUAUCAUUUGACUUUUAUGUAUCUGUGCAUGUGUUUUCAUUUUAGGUUUUCCACCAUAGGGCAGUUUGUCUUAAUUAAGUUUUGUUUUGUGGAUCUAAGCAGCACAUGUAAAAAAAAAAUCCCUUUAAUAUGAACUUUCAAAAUAGUUUCAAGGUCAUGUGAGCAUGCCCGAGACUUUUUAAUUCUUCAGCGUUAUGUUUUAGAAUUUAUAAAGCUACUUGGUGCAUUGCCAGACAUUCUGAGCUAAAAUAUGAGAACUCGGAAAAAAAGAGAAUUCGAAAGUAUGAUGAUGCUCGGGCACACAGGGUGAAAGAAAUGUCAUUUAUGAGUCAUCUUCAUUAUUGAGCAAAUUAUUUAAAAAAAUCUAUUUUCAUUUUAGGUAUCAAAUUAUUUCAAAUGGUACCUGAAAUUAAAUUGGAGGAAAAAUAAAUGUUUUUAUUAAACCCUGAAUAUUAUUUUAACUUUUUUCACUCAAGGACACGGUCGUAUAUAAAGUUUGUAAUAGUGAAAUUAAAGUCAUGGCUUAUUAGCAUCAAUUCAGCCUAACUACAGACAUAUUUUUCAGAUUCAUAGCCCCUCCUUAAUCCCACUUUUCCGAGAGUCUUCCCCUGAAAUUUUGUGCGUGAAUCGACAGGAAGCUUAGUGCAAUCGUCCUUUAAAGUGAUUUGUAGCAGCCGCAACACUUCCGCUCACCUUUUAGCACUUUAUAUUUUAAACCGUGCAAAUGAUUCCUAGAGACUCAGGAAAGUGGCCUUUGGUUCAGUUUUCUUUGUCUGAUAAACAAUUAAAAAAAUGAAUAAAAAUGAGUCAACAUUUGCAGUCACACAUUUAAACUUCAAUUCUGGGGUAUUUCCCCAUUAAGGCGGCAUUUUAAAGAUUGUACCUUGCUGCUUGCUGGUCAAAGCGUGUUUAUUUAUUUAUUUAUUUAUUUAUUUAUUUUGGGUGUCUAAUUAUUUUUAUUUUUCCUCUGUGAAUUAUUUAAUCAUUUUUAACUGUCAAAUUUCUUCCGGAUCAUUAUGUUGUUUUUUUUUCCAGUGUGCUCAUGUAAUGGACACUCAGGCGAGUCGAAAUUUAUAGAAUACAGGAAGUUAUUGAUGAACAAUGUUGUCAUUUUAAUCCAGUGAUUAAUCACCCACAAUAAGAGACAAUAUACUUUAUCACUUUGUCCUCAUUAUGUCAGUAAUUGGAAUAUGCGGCCGUGACGCACUUUAGUAUCGAACCAAAGCAAGAGGGUGCUGCCUGUAAAAACAAAAUGAGGAUUGAUGAUAUAUUUUUUGUCAUGGCUUGGAAUGAAAGGGAAGUCAACUGAUUUUUAAUAAUAAUAAUAAUAACUUUAAGUUUCCACAUUAUGACUUUCAGGAUUUACACUUUUCCUUCAACAAGUUGCAAAAUUGAACACACCCUCCCCACCAAUCCUUUAUGCUGCUUCUCCUCUUCUUGUGUGCAUUCUACCAACAACCAUUCAAAAGAAGCACGGACAUGUUUCAGUCCAAUUCAUUUCUAGUAUGUAUACCGUAUUUUGUCAGUGAAGUAACAAAAUAUUACUGACUUCAUAUAUCCAGCACGAAGCCAGUCUACACUGUACUUUUUUUUUUUUAAAUGUUAGUUUGGCUCUCCUUGGCAUCUCAUGUACUGUAGCGAGUGUUAUUUGAAUUUGUGUUUGUUUGCUUGUUUGUUUGAGUACAAUAAGUCACCUAGUGGCCUGAACUGUAAUUUUACAUUCAGAACUAUGACCUCAAAUGUAGAAUGUGGUUGUAUAUUAUUUGACCUUGUAAGUGUCGGUAGACCUAAGCGUACAAUUUCAAUGCUAGAGAAUAUAUUAUGUAAUGCAUACUGCAUCCUAAAUCGCUAUGGGUACACUUUGAAAAGAAAAAAAAAAGAAGACGCUGAAUUUGCACCACAGGUGGUCGUGCAUGAGAUGGGAAGGUGUGUUGAAAUGAAAGAUGGUUUAAAUACAGUUGGAAAAAUGAGUAACUGAAUAAAUCAAUUAGCGCCUGCA